Molecule: messenger RNA, 2102 nt
Organism: Paraphaeosphaeria sporulosa
Lineage: Eukaryota; Fungi; Ascomycota; Dothideomycetes; Pleosporales; Didymosphaeriaceae
Product: cytochrome P450
Exons: 5
Coding region: 443-1885 (480 amino acids)
Molecular function (GO): iron ion binding; monooxygenase activity; oxidoreductase activity, acting on paired donors, with incorporation or reduction of molecular oxygen
Source: RefSeq, a predicted model, not a curated record
CGUCGAACGAAGCUGGGGGCUUGUUUUCUCAUGAUUCACAGGUGCGCGCGUCUCCGUCAACUCAAGCCCAAGGCGCCGGGCCGCACACCACCGCUCACCUGCAGUACGCUAGACUGGCACGGCAGAACCCCUUGGUCUGUCUUACCGUGGAGCUGGUUCGUGGGUGUACUUUAGAAUCUCUCUCGGCCCGUUUUUCUCAUACCCACAUCCCUCGUUCCCUGCUGGCGCUUGUUACACCAUCUCAAUCUGUCGUUUUGCAUGCUCUGAUAGCUCGCAUUUGUCGACGCCGGGCCCCACCAUGGCUGUAUUCUCGAGCCUUGCUUUCUCGCUUCUCUUCACGCUCGGAGCUGUCUACUUUUUCGAACGCUCACGGCGCCGGAGAAAUGAACGACCAUUACCGCCGGGCCCAAAGGGCGUUCCCGUCCUGGGAAAUGUAAACGACAUGCCCAAGCCUGGGGUUCUCGAAUGCCAUCAUUGGCUGCAGCACAAAGACCUAUAUGGUCCCAUCAGUUCGGUGACGGUGCUGGGGCAGACCUUCGUCAUCAUCAAUGACUCGCAGAUUGCUUUCGAGCUGCUGCGAGAUCGCUCGGCGAUCCACUCGUCACGCCCAGGCCUGGUGUUCAGUUGCGAUAUGGUGGGAUGGCGCCACGCGAUGGCCAUGUGUCCGUACGACGAUUUCUGGAAGACGCAGAGGAAGAACGUCACGAAGAUUUCUAGCACUACCGCUUCCAUCUCUGUGUUCGACCGCGUGCAGGAAGCUGAGGCUGUGCAUUUCUUGCUUAAUGUUUUGGAUGCUCCCGAGAAGCUUUUCGAUCACAUACGCAAGGAGGCUGGUAGUGUCAUCCUCAAGAUCACGUAUGGAUACAACACCGUACCGCGCGGCAACGAUCCGUUUGUCGACUUGGCCACCAAAACUAUGGUGCAAUUUGCUGAUGCUACGACACCCGGACGCUGGAUGGUUGAUAUCUUGCCUUUCUUGAGAUAUCUCCCAGAGUGGGUUCCCGGAACGGGCUUCAAAGACACGGCGAGGCGGAUGGCUGUUCAGCUGGCCCAAUGUACCAAUCAGCCAUAUCAGUUCGUCAAACAGCAAAUGCGGGAGAAACGACACAAGACAUCAUUUCUAUCGCAGUGCAUUCAGGACAUUGGCAGUGACACGGAGAAGGAAUUUGUGCACAAGUGGGCUGCACUUGCAUUGUACCUUGGAGGCGCUGACACGACCGUUUCCGCGCUGAUGACGUUCUUCCUCGCUAUGACCGUUUUCCCCGAUGUCCAGAAGAAGGCCCAAGAAGAGCUUGGCCGCGUAAUCGGCCCCUCCCGCCUCCCCGUAACUACCGAUAAACCCUCCCUGCCCUAUAUCGAAGCCUGCAUGCUGGAAACCCACCGUUGGCACCAAGUCCUACCCAUGGGCCUGCCGCACAUGUCGACCGAAGAAGACAUCUGCCGCGGCUACCGCAUCCCCAAAGGCGCCAUCUUACUCUCCAAUAACUGGCACUUCACGCACGACCCCGCCGUCUACCCCGACCCCAUGACCUUCCGGCCCGAGCGCUUCAUCACGACUGCCACGCACAAGGCGGAAACGGAUCCACGCAGCUUCAUCUUUGGGUAUGGGAGGAGGAUCUGUCCCGGCAGGUAUGUCGCGGAUAACGCGCUCUUUAUCACGAUUGCUCAGAGUCUGGCGGUGUUUGAGGUGCGCAAGGCGAUGGAGGGUGGGAAGGAGGUGGAACCGAGGGUGGAGUUUGAACCAGGUGCUAUUAGUCAUCCGAUGCCAUUCAAGUGUGAUAUUAGACCGAGGUCGGAGAGACAUGAGAGAUUGAUUAGGGAGGCGGAGAGGGAGUAUCCGUUGGAGGAGAGCGAUGCGAAGGAGUUGGAGAAUAUUAAAUGGUAGACAGGAAGUUUGGUCUGUAGAUGUGUCGGAAUUUGGGGCAGGAGCUCCUAGCUAUGUGCUCGUGAGAGGUUGCGGUUUCUGGUAAGUGGGAGCGUGAGCGUAGACUACCAGGGACCACCCACCCCCCCGCGAGCCUAUAGAUAGCGGAACUCCUACCCCAGCUCUGUAUUAUCGAUCUUUUUAAAUACUAUACUCAUGGACCCUAAGUGGAUGGUGG